Molecule: messenger RNA, 1305 nt
Organism: Nymphalis io (European peacock)
Lineage: Eukaryota; Metazoa; Arthropoda; Insecta; Lepidoptera; Nymphalidae
Gene: C/EBP
Product: CCAAT/enhancer-binding protein-like
Exons: 2
Coding region: 75-986 (303 amino acids)
Biological process (GO): DNA-templated transcription; regulation of transcription by RNA polymerase II
Molecular function (GO): DNA-binding transcription factor activity, RNA polymerase II-specific; RNA polymerase II cis-regulatory region sequence-specific DNA binding
Source: RefSeq, a predicted model, not a curated record
GCUCCGCCAGUCCGCGCCCGACCGCCGGAGCGAACGCACGUACUGCUCCUCGCGAGUGCAGCCCCCGACGGUGCAUGUGCCCUAGUGAACCUCAGUGCCCUGAAGUGGAGACUCGCAGUGCAACCGCUGGGCCGAUCGGCCCUGGCGGCAUGGAAUCCCCCCAGAUGUAUGACGCAGCCGCGGCACCGCCGCCGCCGCCGCAGCCAGACCUCAAAAAGGCGGCAGAGGAUAAAAGGACACCUUUCCCACCCCCGGACUUGGAUGAGCUCAAUGGACAGGAGAUCAGCUUGGAUUUACAACACCUCAUCGAGGACCAGUUCCGAGGGGAGGAGACGAUGGCUCUCUUCCAGGAAAUACUCCCCGGUGGACGGUCACCACAGCAGAGGCCGUUCGCGCGAACGACCCUCGCGUAUAUGCCCCAACCCGUCCACUCCGGGGCAUCGUACGCAGCCCCCGUGCCUAAUAACUCCCACGAACAAGCGCCUCCAAUAAAGGAGGAACCCCCUGAACCGCAUGACUUCAGACGAGCGGUGACAUGUGCGCAAUACACAGGCCAGUACAACGCACAGCCGCCAGUCGGAGUGAGUGGCCCUUACGGAGGAGGUUUCACACCAUUGCCUCCUUUAGGCGCUCCUCUACUGCCGCCCUUGUUAAAACACAAGCAGCCCCCUUCGAGACGAUCGUCCGGCAAAGUGAUAGACAAAGGUACGGACGAGUACCGACGGAGGAGGGAGCGUAACAACAUAGCCGUUCGGAAAUCACGCGAAAAGGCAAAAGUACGUUCGAGGGAAGUCGAGGAGAAGGUAAAGACAUUACUCCGCGAGAAAGAGGCUUUACUAAAGAGGCUGGAGGCGGUCACGGGGGAGUUGAGCCUUCACAAGCAGAUGUACGUUCACCUGAUUAACUUGAAUCAUCCGGAGAUCACAGAACUAUGCCGGUCGAUGUUGCAGCUAGGUGCUCCUCACUCGUCGGAUCACACGCUCUGACCGUAGAUCGUGAUAUCGUCAAAUGACAGAAAGGACACCCGUGUGAUAUCGUGCAUUAGAUAAAAUUAAGUGAUGCCUCUUCUUAAUGUAAGCUUAGGUAGCAAAUUACUUUGUGAUUUAUACUGUUUACUUUUAUAUACAUAUACAUAAUAAGUAAGGUUUUUUUUUUGUAAACGAUUUUGACAGAUGAAGCGUUAAACGGUUAAAGAUGUGAUCUCAAAGAAAGCCGUGACACUUCACAAUCUGUUCUAUCAGUAAAAACUUUCAAAAUAAUUCAUUCGUCAUUUAAUUUAAGUAACCUAAAGAAUAGUAUUUUAAA